CGCCCACGUUUACAAGCCCCUACUGCUCUACACCAGCCAUGGCGAUCACCGCCAGACCAAGGUUCACGUCAGCUCAAGUCACUGGGUUUUAUUUCCAGCCGUGCCGCGAUGACUUCGACGAGAUAAUUCUCGAGUAUUUCCGAUGUCGUUGCGGCACGGUUAGAAAGCAGACCCGUCGAAACGGGCGUGCUAACCUCAUGCAGCACGUUAGACAUGAGCAUCCCAACUUUGAGGCCGAGAUGCUAGAGGCCACGACAUCUGAAACCGGCACGCUACUCAGCUACGUGUCGCGGUCUUCUCAAAACCUGUACGGCUGGCUCAUGUGGGUUGUUACGAGCAAUCUACCUCUCACUUUUUGUGAGAAUAGAGCGACAAGACGCUAUACGACACUCGAUCCGGUAUGCGUCGAGACGCUGCGCGCUGCGCUUGAAGGCGUGUCUGUGGCAGUGGAGAGGUCAAUUGCCUCUGAGAUGCCAGACCAAUUUGGGCUCAUUCUAGAUGGAUGGACCCAUAUGUCUGAGCACUAUCUUGGAGUCUUCGCCUGCUACGAGGUUGGUGGCAAGGUGAAGACUCCCUUAAUCUGCAUGGCUCCUCUGAUGAAUGAGGCCGAUGACGAUCUCUCUGCCCUCGCGCACAGAGAGUUUCUAGCGGAUAUGCUGCCGAGGGAUUUUGGGAAACAGAUUGACCAGUGUUUAUUUGUCGUGGGUGAUAAUUGCAGCGUUAAUCAGCGCUUAGCUUCGCUCAUCGGCGUUCCCUUAAUCGGGUGCGCUUCGCACCGACUUAAUCGGGUGGUCCAACAAGAUCUUCAAAGUCACGAGGCUGAUCUUGCCGCAGUUCACGGGCUAAUGAUCAAGCUUCGGACGCUGACGCAGUCGGCUAAACUGAGGUACCCAUGCUGUUAUUCUGUGGUUUUAUCUAUAAUUCCUACGAAUAAGGAUAAUGUGUGGUGUUUUAUGAUAAUUCGUAGGCUUAAAACAAGUCUCCGCCCGGUAAUUCGGCAGGACACACGGUGGAGUUCAACGUUUGCAAUGUUGCACCGUUACUUCAAGCUUCUCGAGCACCUCGAUAAGGAUGACGAUGACGUCGCUGAGCUUCUUCCUGGUCCGGUGUGCAACCGCCGCCUGCGCAAGCUGCUGAAAGAGCUCGCCAAUGUCGAAUCCGUAUCGAAGGCCCUUCAAGGCAGCGCUGAUCUCUUAGACGUGCGCGAAUGGUUCGACGGUCUCAUCGCUAUGAAGCCGCAGUACGCGCAUUACCUUGCGCCACGAGCUGACAUUGUCCACAGCCCGGACUUUGAAUCGGGCUGUGUCCGUGUCUUGCGAGGCAACUCUAACCGCCUGACAAGAACGAGAAGGCAGUAUUCCAGCCUUUCGCUGCAAGUGCUGCAGCCGCGCCCGAAUCGGACGACGAAGAGAGCUCAUCGUUCGUCGAGCGCCUUCAAAAGCGCAGGAAGCUGGCGCAACAAGAGCAGAAGUACGUGCUGAUCCGUAGUAUCCCUCUGACGUCGAACAUCGUGGAGAGUUUUUUAGUAUUGCCCGGACGACAUUUGGGCAGGAACGCAACAGCCUUCAACCAGCGACGCUUGAGCAGAUCCUCUUUCUCCGUCAGAACGCAAGCUACUGGGACGUAGGUACCAUUGAUAGUCUCCGAAGUUAACCACCAUCAUAAGUCAUUAUGUAUGUG
Phytophthora nicotianae INRA-310 is the source of this 1680-nucleotide messenger RNA. RefSeq lists its product as hypothetical. Bases 39 to 1481 code for a protein of 480 amino acids. The transcript has 3 exons. Lineage: Eukaryota; Oomycota; Peronosporomycetes; Peronosporales; Peronosporaceae. The record is from RefSeq and is a predicted model, not a curated record.